Camellia sinensis is the source of this 1154-nucleotide messenger RNA. The record is from RefSeq and is a predicted model, not a curated record. NCBI's taxonomy places the organism in Eukaryota, Viridiplantae, Streptophyta, Magnoliopsida, Ericales, Theaceae.
UAUAUAUAUAUUUUAAUCACACUUUCUAAACAAGUGUGAUUAUAUAUAAUUUUUAAUCCCAAGUUCUAAAUUAGUGUGAUGAAUAUAUAUUCCUUCAAUCCCAAAAAUUAAAUUCCAAAGUUCAUUCUGACGCCCAGCCCUAGUCCCUCACUCACUCACUCUCUCUCUCUCUCUCUCUUUCUCUUCCUCUUCUCUCUCUCAUCUGAGAUCCAGAUCAUGAGGUAGAUCAAAAUCCAAAUCCCAGGGCCAACCGCCACUCCUUCGUUGGAACUUCCAAGCCUCUCAUGUCAGUCCCUGCAUUUCUUUUUCUGUCUUUCGACAAUGAUGAUGAGAUCAUGUUCUGGAUGACGGUAAGAUCAAUGGUUCACGAUGACGAUCUGGAAACCGUACCGAAGAUGUGUUAAAUGUAGAAAUCUGGAUGGUAAUGGGUUUGCGAUUUGUAUGAUGAUCUCGAAGCUGUGUUAGACCAGAUCUUUUCUUGCGAUUCACCAAGAUCAGAGGGUUUAUCAAAACCCCAACGAAUACAUGGGCAGGGCAGGGCAGAGAAGAAGGUAAUGAAGCACGGAGACAGAGGGUUUAUCGAUUCUUCAACUAUUUGUGUACAAUGGUUCUUGUAUUGCAGUCUUGGAGGUCACAGUGGUUAUUAUGCUUAGUAGAAUCAACGUUGAGUUGAGAAAUGAACAUGUUGACAGUGAAUGGAUCUAACCCCACAAUGGCAGUUGCGACAACUACUGCGGGUGAUCAGCAAUUGCAACAGACUGCAAAUGUAUCUGAGAAAGAGAAAGAGAAUGAAACAUCAAUAACAAGUAACGACAAUGACAAUGACAUUGGCAAUGGAAGUGGCAAAGAAAGCCCCUAUUUGCAUGAGGAAAGUGAUUUACCAUAAAGUUUCUCGAAUUGAAGCAAUCAGUGAGCAGCUUGAUACGCACAUGCAGCUUGAUGUAAACAUAGAGAUAUAUCCUCUCCAUGUUGGGGAGAAAUUCAUGAUGGUAUUAGCAUCCACUCUAAACUUGGAUGGAACACCUGACAGUUGUUAUUAUACUCAGACUGCUACUAGAUCCUCCUUUUUGCUGGUGGCUGAUGGUUGUUGCUUGUUGGUCUGCUGUAGCUGUUGGUUUGCUGCUGCGGGUUUGCUGUUGCUGCCGCUCUCGUGA